Messenger RNA from Erinaceus europaeus (western European hedgehog), 2109 nucleotides. It is a transcript of the gene CD59, whose product is annotated as CD59 molecule (CD59 blood group). The coding region runs from base 108 to 497 and encodes 129 amino acids. The transcript is spliced from 4 exons. Lineage: Eukaryota; Metazoa; Chordata; Mammalia; Eulipotyphla; Erinaceidae. The record is from RefSeq and is a predicted model, not a curated record.
GGCGGAGCCCGGCCUGCCGAGGCUUUAAAGACGCUGCGCCAGCUAAGUCCUGCCGCGUAGGGACCAGCACGCAGUGGAGAGGGAGGUCGGUUCAGCAGAGAGUCAUAAUGGGAAGUAAAGGGGGGUUCAUCCUGCUUGGGCUCCUGCUGUUCCUGGCUGUUCUCUGCCAUUCAGGUCAUGGCCUCACAUGCUUCUCCUGUAUGAGACCCUUUUACCGGUGUACUACAAACCAGACUUGUGCAGUUAACUACAAUACAUGUCUCUAUGUUGAUGCCGGGAUUAACAAAUAUUUUCAGUGUUGGAAGAAGGAUGACUGCAAAUUUGAUACACUUGCAAAACACUUUGGAGAAAAAGAGCUACAGUACCGCUGCUGCCAACAGGACAUGUGCAACAAAGACCCUGAAGGUGGUAAUUCCAAGGCAGCAGGAAAGACUGCUCUGCUGGAGGCUCUGCUGGCCGCCCCACUGCUGGCCACAGCCUGGAACCUUUGCCUCUAAGUCCACUGCUUAUCCGCAACACCCCGGCUCUAUAUAUUUCUGGCUUCCUUUACUGCUGUCUUCCAGAGCAUGUUUGUUUUGUUUUGUUUUGUUUUCCAGCUGAAUCUAGUUGGGAAAGAAUAAGGCUAGAAUGAGCAUCUCUGACAAAAGAGGGUGAAACUGGACACAGAAAGAGUCCUUCACACCAGCUUUUGCAUGAAGGGAAAUUACUCCACUGCAACCAGAGGGCAAAAUGGAUUAACUCAAUUAACCUGGCAGCUCCCAAAGAGUGUUCGAUUUUAUAAAAGUAGAAUGGGGCUGGGGGGGGGGGGGGCUGAGGACAGACUGGAAAUCUAGAGAUGGAUUUGGGGGGCCAUCAGGAAGGGUCAAAGGCUCCCAGAUUUCCUGCCUCCAGGACCCUGGCUUCUCAAGCUUCCUCGCAGUACAAAGCCCAUAACAUUAUUUCAAGAGGGUAAAGCCUACAGGAAGAAGGUAGGGAUUGGAGUCCCCUGAGGCUGUCCUUUUGCUUCCAGGUUGACUCUAGCAUAUUAACUGUUGGAGUCAAGUUGAACCUCAGGUCUCUACCCCCAGCACUAUAUUAAGACAGUCUCAUCCUUUUGAGAACCAAGUUUCAAGAGGGACUUUGAAGACCAGUCUUGUUCCCAUAGGAGUCCCAUUAGAAGGAAGAAGUCUCCUGGCUCACCCACCUGCAGGGGGGUCACUUCACAAGCAGUGAAGCAAGCCUACAGGUGUCUUGUCUUUCUCUCCCCCUCUCUGUCUUCCCCUCCUCUCUCCAUUUCUCUGUCCUAUCCAACAAGGACGACAUCAAUAACAACAAUAAUAACAAGGGCAACAAAAGGAAAUAAAUAUUUUUAAAACUCUAUAAAAAAAAGGAGAGUUGAGCAGUAGCACAGCGGGUUAAGCGCAGGUGGCCACGCAAAGCGCAAGGACUGGAAUAAGGAUCCCGGUUCGAGGCCCUGGCUCCCCACCUGCAGAAGAGUCAUUUCACAGGUGGUCAAGCAGGUCUGCAGGUGUCUAUCUUUCUCUCCCCCCCAUCUUCUCCUCCUCUCUCCAUUUCUCUGUGUUCUAUCCAACAACAACGACAUUAAUAACUACAACAAUAAAACAAUAAGGGCAACAAAAGGAAAAACAAAUAUUAAAAAAACGGAAGAAGUCUGAAGUAUGUGUGGUUUGAGUUAGGCUAUGUGCUUCUUCCUGGCUCUUUGCAGGGCUAGCUCUCUAAUGCAGAUUCUCUGCAGUCCUUUCUGAUUGCUUCGAUGUAUCUAAAGAAUGUGAUCAGUGCUUGUGGGGAGAGGAGAAGGUGGGUGACUAGAGUUUCUUUUUGGAACAGCCUCUCACAGAGAAUAGUGCCAUCCUCUCUCUCUAUGGCUCCUGUGUUGCCUUGUAGCCACAGUGAGUGGUCCAGAUGUGAACUAGUAAAUAAUUCCCAAGGUCUAAUGUCAAAUGACAUUUGUUUUCUUACAAUAUAGACUGUAUAAACAUAGAUUGACUGAGUUUGCAGAUGAGAGUGGAAUUUUUUGAUCAGCAAUUUUUGAAACUCCAUUAUGUAUUCUGCUAGAAAAACUGGGAUGAACUUUGCCUUUCUGAGAAUAAAAUUAAUCAAAUUCAUGAA